Molecule: messenger RNA, 1020 nt
Organism: Eruca vesicaria subsp. sativa (arugula)
Lineage: Eukaryota; Viridiplantae; Streptophyta; Magnoliopsida; Brassicales; Brassicaceae
Source: the annotation of a GenBank genome assembly
AUGGCGGCGGAUCGGAGCAAAAGCUUUGUGAGAGAUGAGUUCGUGACGUAUGCUUACAUUCUUCUCUACAUCGCUCUCUCUAGCGGUCAAAUCUUCUUCAAUAAGUGGGUUUUGUCAUCUAAAGAAAUAAACUUUCCUUAUCCGCUUGGAUUGACUUUACUCCAUAUGAUCUUCUCCUCUGUCUUGUGCUUUCUUCUCACCAAAGUUCUCAAGAUCUUCAAGGUUGAGGAAGGAAUGACAUUAGAAAUAUAUGUUACAUCAGUUAUUCCAAUAGGUGCCAUGUUUGCAAUGACCCUCUGGUUGGGCAACACUGCCUAUCUCUACAUAUCAGUUUCUUUUGCCCAGAUGUUGAAGGCUAUAAUGCCUGUUGCUGUGUUUGUUCUUGGAGUAGCUGCUGGACUUGAAAUGAUGAGCUGCAGGAUGCUUUUGAUUAUGUCUAUCAUCAGUUUCGGUGUUUUAGUUGCCUCGUAUGGAGAACUAAACAUCAACUGGAUCGGUGUAGUUUACCAAAUGGGUGGUGUCGUUGGAGAAGCACUUCGUCUUAUCUUCAUGGAGAUUCUUGUUAAGAGGAAAGGAAUUAAACUAAACCCAAUCUCUCUUAUGUACUAUGUGAGCCCCUGCAGUGCUCUUUGCUUGUUUCUACCGUGGAUCUUUCUAGAGAAGUCGAAGAUGGAGGGUAAUGACACAUGGGACUUCCAUUUCGUUGUGUUGACACUUAACUCUCUCUGUACAUUCGCUCUCAACUUGUCGGUUUUCCUUGUGAUCUCUCACACGAGUGCUCUCACUAUCCGAGUUGCUGGCGUUGUCAAGGACUGGGUGGUUGUCUUGGUCUCAGCUCUUCUCUUUGCCGACACAAAACUCACAGUCAUCAAUCUUUUUGGUUACGCUAUUGCCAUUGCUGGUGUAGCGGCUUAUAACAAUCAUAAGCUGAAGAAAGAAGCUAUUGGAGUUACCACCGAAACUCCAGGAGAUGAUAGUGAAUCGAUAGCGUUGGUGUCACAGUCUAAUACAGAGAGAUGA